Molecule: messenger RNA, 1151 nt
Organism: Lottia gigantea (owl limpet)
Lineage: Eukaryota; Metazoa; Mollusca; Gastropoda; Lottiidae
Exons: 5
Coding region: 69-1043 (324 amino acids)
Source: RefSeq, a predicted model, not a curated record
GUUGAUACGUCAGAUAUUUGAUCUAGCUGCUAAAAUAAUAAUAUUUUGCUCUGGAAUUCAUUGUCGAAAUGGAAUUUAUACUCAAAAUUAUUUUGUGUUUGCUUUUGAUUGAGUUAACAUGUCUGACGACGUCGUUAGGAGUUCUGGACGGAGCCUCGGAGCAUUACUCCUAUAAAUAUAUCCUGAACGCUGACUAUCUGGAAGGGAUCGUUGACGAGGCAGCUGCCAGAGAAACUGUCAUUAUGGCUCUGGAUGAAGAUCAAGUCGUGACCGGCACACUCGAUGCUAGCGAUAAUAAAAUUAUCAUUGAAAUAUCUACCUCACAGUAUCGUAAAGACUAUUUUAAGAGUCUCAAUCGGAAGCUGAAGGAAGACAAUGUAGAUCUACCACCAGAGAUCACGUCCAUGAACAGUUCCCUGAACAACUCACUGCCACAAGAAAUACAGAUCCAGAUCGUUCAUACCCGUGCUUUCAAAGUCUCUCCUGAUUUUUCUCUCCGACUGACCGGAGAUCUGGGCGAAUUGGAAAGGAAAGCUACAAUUCAGUUUUAUAUUAUGUUGGUCAAUACAACAAGCAUUUCCAUCGUCUCCAACCCACUUCCGUUUCUCGUUUACGUGAAGAAAACCCCGAGAAAUAACGAGGAACACGGUGGCGCCAUCUACGCUGGAGUGAUUCUGUUGAUCAUCAUGGCGAUAUCACUGCUGUUACCGUUUACGGUCCGUGCUAAACGCAGACGACGAGCAGGCAAGCCAAUCUGUGGAUGUGGAAGCGCUGAAGGAAAUGAAGAAAGCUCUAUCGAAGAAAUUCAACAGAAGUCGGAACCGCAAGUAUUCGACAACCCUGCAAUGGUAUUCGCCAACGGUCAGCAAAAAGUCCGUCGUAGUUCGUUAGCGACUUCCCAUUUCCAUUACGGACCAAAAUGGCUGGAUCCACAUUACGAUACUUCGGCCACAACUUACGAUCCUUUAAAUGGCACUGAGAAACCAAAAGUUAACGGGUCUGUAUCGUUCAGUGCUCUACCAGCUGUCAUUGAAAAACCUUGAUUUCAACCUUGUGGUGUCUUUAUUUUUAUGUGUGAUUUUUUUUAAUUAUUUUUGUUGUCUCUUUUGUAUCUUUUCGUCAGUUUGUAAUUAAAGCUUUAUUUUCUACUC